Molecule: messenger RNA, 814 nt
Organism: Anolis sagrei ordinatus
Lineage: Eukaryota; Metazoa; Chordata; Lepidosauria; Squamata; Anolidae
Source: RefSeq, a predicted model, not a curated record
CGCCCCUGGAAGGAUAUCCGAAGGCGGCCCGGUGCGCGACCUCCAUUGCCUGCCAGUACUCGUCAGGAACGAAGCUGGUCCGGACUAGGAAGCAGUUCAGGAGCCGCAGCGCCGCCAAGAAGAGGGCCAGCCUUGCCCACGGCGUAGUAGGGGCGAGACUGGGGCGCUCCCCCUCAGGAUCGCGAGGAGCGCACUUCCGCUUCCGGAGACGCGCUGCCGCCAUCGCUGGGACAGAUCUCGCGAGAGUUCAGGAUCAAGGUGUAAAAACUCAGAUCUCGCGAGAGUUCAGGAUCAAAGCGGUGAGAGCCUAACCAAUCGCGAUGGGGCGUGGGCGGAGCUUCUAAGACUCAAAACUCAGAUCUCGCGAGAGUUCAGGAUCAAGGUGUACAGACUCAGAUCUCGCGAGAGUUCAGGAUCAGGGUGUAAAAACUCAGGUCUCGCGAGAGUUCAGGAUCAAAGCGGUGAGAGACUAACCAAUCGCGAUGGGGCGUGGGCGGAGCUUCCCGCAGCUGCUCCUGGUCGCCAUCUUGGGUGUGUCGGGAGGAAUCUAUAUCUGGAAGCCUCUCUUCCUGGAGGCGGCGAAGCGGAAGGAGAAAGGCCCCGACCCGAAAGUGGAGCAGCCCUAGCGCCGUGCACGUGGGAAUGGCGUUCGCGGCCUAUUUCGACGCGUGUCAGACGCCUGGGAGGUAGAUUGGCCUGUCACGUGCCUCCCUGCCGCAAGGGAUGCUGGGAUCUGUAGUCCGGAAGCGACUCUCUCCUUCCUCCAGGCCUCUCUCUCUGCCCAAGGCGAAUAAACACAUUCGGAUGCUCUCUC